GUCGUUUCCGCUGGCUAACUUGCAGCGACGGAGCUUCUACAAGAUAAGGAGGCAGCGGGAGAAGAAGCUUCCCGCAGAGAAAAAAUGGCGAGCUUAUCUUCUUCUUGCUUCGCUGCUCUUCCCUGCAAAUUCAAAUCCCUCUCCCUCCACUCCUCUCCUUCUCCUUCUCACGGCCGCAUCGCUUUCAGUUCCCUCCAGUUCUCCGCCAGCGUGUCGCGCGACGUUUUCUGCGCCGGAGGUCGCCUGGCGGUGAGCGGCGGCGAGGGGCGGCGGCCCCGUUUCUCCGUGGUGUGCGAGGCCGCGCCGCAGAAGAGGGCGGACUCCGCCGUCAAGAGGGCUCGCCAGGCCGAGAAGAGGCGCCUCUACAACAAGGCCCGGAAAUCCGAGGUCAGGACGCGGAUGAAGAAGGUUUUGGAAGAGCUAGAUGGGCUUAGGAAGAAACCUGAUGCGCAAGCAGAGGAGAUCCUGUCAAUUGAAAAGUUGAUUGCGGAGGCUUACUCUGUCAUCGACAAGGCAGUGAAGGUGGGAACUUUGCACAGGAACACUGGGGCACGCAGAAAGUCUCGGCUCGCCAGGAGGAAGAAGGCUGUUGAAAUCCACCAUGGCUGGUAUACCCCUGCGCCGGCACCUGCGCUGGCUGCAACCACUUGACUGUACUUCUCUAUAAGCCUAGAAGGAGGUUAUGGAAAGGUUUUGCAUCGUGAGUAUUGUACAUUGGUAACCAUUGCCCAUCUUUUCUGGCCCUUUGGCUGGUUGAUUAAAAGACUGAUUUUCCUAUAUGCCCCAUGUUGAAUCAAAGAGGACCGACAUUCUUUGAUGUUUCAGUGGGUA
This is a messenger RNA of Eucalyptus grandis, 831 nucleotides long. Its product is annotated as 30S ribosomal protein S20, chloroplastic. Gene Ontology annotation, biological process: translation. The transcript is spliced from 3 exons. Bases 85 to 651 code for a protein of 188 amino acids. Gene Ontology annotation, cellular component: ribosome; small ribosomal subunit. The record is from RefSeq and is a predicted model, not a curated record. NCBI's taxonomy places the organism in Eukaryota, Viridiplantae, Streptophyta, Magnoliopsida, Myrtales, Myrtaceae. Gene Ontology annotation, molecular function: structural constituent of ribosome; small ribosomal subunit rRNA binding.